Molecule: messenger RNA, 1297 nt
Organism: Marchantia polymorpha subsp. ruderalis
Lineage: Eukaryota; Viridiplantae; Streptophyta; Marchantiopsida; Marchantiales; Marchantiaceae
Source: the annotation of a GenBank genome assembly
CGGCGGAGGAGCGCAGCACGGAGGAGGCGGAGCGAGAGGAGUAGAGCUCAACCGAGCUCUGAACAGAUCGAGCAUAGCCCGUUCUGAAGCAGCGCAUGAGCAUGACAGGAAGACGAGGAGGAAACAUGACAGCAGCUCUGAUUCUAUGCACAUUGUGCAUUGCAGCAGGAAUACCUUCAGCAUUGAGUACUAAGCAGCCCGAGAACUGGGACUGGUUCCCUGGACACGGAGGAGGCUACACUCCUCCCAGCGGCGGGGACUCGCCACCGCUCUUCCCUGCUCCUGAAUACCCCCCCGACUCCCCACCUUUGGAUGGUCCUCCUCUCGAUCCAACUCCCCCAGUAGAUGGAGGAUCUCCCCCUUACGAUGGUGGCUCUCCUCCCUAUGACGGUGGUUCCCCGCCUUACGAUGGUGGCUCUCCCCCUUACGAUGGAGGCUCUCCUCCCUAUGACGGCGGCUCCCCACCUUACGAUGGUGGCUCUCCCCCUUACGAUGGUGGCUCUCCUCCUUAUGAUGGUGGCUCGCCUCCUUACGAUGGUGGAUCUCCUCCCUAUGGAGGUGGCUCUCCCCCUUACGACGGUGGCUCUCCCCCUUACGAUGGUGGUUCUCCCCCUUACGACGGCGGUUCUCCUCCUUAUGAUGGUGGAUCUCCCCCAUACGACGGUGGAUCUCCCCCUUAUGACGGAGGUUCUCCUCCCUAUGAUGGUGGUAUCCCACCCAUCGGCAGUGACUCUCCCCCUUACUACGUCGAUCCCCCAACAUACCCUGUCGAUCCUCCCACCGAAGAACCCAUUCCAUGGGCUGCAGGCUGCACAGCCAGCUACUGGGCUUCAACCGCCGAGAAGUGGCCGGAGAUGUACACUGAGUCUUCGACUGUAGGUGAUGCUUUCGGCAAGGAAGCAACUGCGCACUAUGGAGAUGUCACGCUCCUUGACGCCCUGCUGGUCACCGGGAAGGACGGAUACUCUUCACUGAUGAAGCACGGCGUUGCUUCCCUCUUCAACUCCCACAAGAUGGGAUUCCAGUACAGCACCGAGGAAGUGAAGACGCAGUUCAACGGAGCCAUGUCGUCCGAGGAAGCAGCUGCCGUCCAGGCAAUGAAAUUCGAGAACGCCAACAAGGGUUACAACGUUUAGUUCUGCGGCUUAUCCUUCUCUCACGCUAAAAUCUCGAGCUACUUUUCUAGCUCACGGUCAAAUGAUGGAUCCUAUAGUAUAUUCAUAAUCCCCUCAGGGAUCGCGGUCUUGAGAUGUAUUGUAAUUCAAGUUAAUAAUGAAAAUGUGAUAUUUCAUCAUCC